AUGGCCGAGUUCAGGGUCAGGGUGUCUACAGGGGAGGCCUUUGGGGCUGGCACAUGGAAUAAAGUGUCUGUCAGCAUCGUGGGGACCCAGGGAGAGAGCCCCCGGCUGCCCCUGGACCAUCUCGGCAAGGAGUUCAACGCUGGCGCUGAGGAGGACUUCCAGGUGAUGCUCCCAGAGGAUGUGGGUCCAGUGCCGCUGCUGCGCGUGCACAAGAUGCCCCCAGCGCUGCCCUGCCUGCCCGGGCCCCUGGCUCAGGACGCCUGGUUCUGCCGCUGGUUCCAGUUGACACGGCCGCAAGGCAGCCCCUUCCUCUUCCCCUGCUACCAGUGGCUGGAGGGGGCGGGGAGCCUGGUGCUGCGGGAGGGGACAGCCAAGGUGUCCUGGGCAGACCACCACCCCCUGCUCCAGCAACAGCGCCAGGAGGAGCUGCAGGCCCGGCAGGAGAUGUACCAGUGGAAGGCUUACAACCCAGGCUGGCCUCGUUGCCUAGAUGAAAAGAGUGUGAAAGACUUGGACCGCAACAUCAAAUACUCCACAGCCAAGAAUGCCAACUUUUAUCUACAGGGUGGCUCUGCGUUUGUAGAGAUGAAGAUCAAGGGGCUGCUGGACCGCAAGGGGCCCUGGAGGAGUCUGAAUGAGAUGAAAAGGAUCUUCAACUUCCCGAAGACCCCAGCAGCUGAGUACACUUAUGAGCACUGGCAGGAGGAUGCCUUCUUCGCCUCCCAGUUCCUGAAUGGUCUCAACCCCGUCCUGAUCUGCCACUGUCACCACCUCCCAAAAAACUUCCCUGUCACUGAUGCCAUGGUGGCUUCAGUGUCGGGCCCUGGGACCAGCCUGCAGGCUGAGCUGGAGAAGGGCUCCCUGUUCUUGGUGGAUCACGGCAUCCUCUCCAACAUCCAUACCAAUGUCAUUAAUGGGAGGCCUCAGUUCUCUGCGGCCCCAAUGACCCUGCUAUACCAGCGCCCAGGCGGUGGGCCCCUGCUGCCUCUCGCCAUCCAGCUCAGCCAGAUCCCUGGCCCCAACAGCCCCAUCUUCCUGCCCAGUGAUGACAAGUGGGACUGGUUGCCGGCCAAGACCUGGGUGCGAAAUGCCGAGUUCGCCUACCACGAGGCCCUCACGCACCUGCUGCACUCGCACCUGCUGUCCGAGGUCUUCACCCUAGCCACCCUGCGCCAGCUGCCCCACUGCCACCCUCUCUUCAAGCUGCUGAUCCCACAUACGCGGUACACCCUGCACAUCAACACGCUUGCUCGGGAGCUGCUCAUUGUGCCGGGGCAGGUGGUGGACAAGUCCACAGGCCUCGGCAUUGGAGGCUUCUCUGAAUUGAUACAGAGGAGCAUGAAGCAGCUAAACUAUUCCGCCCUGUGUCUGCCUGAGGAUAUCCGGGCCCGAGGAGUUGAAGACAUCCCAGGCUACUAUUACCGUGAUGAUGGCAUGCAGAUCUGGGGUGCAAUGGAACGCUUUGUCUCUGAAAUCGUCGGUAUCUACUACCCAAGCGAUGAGUCUGUCCAAGAUGACAGAGAGCUCCAGGCCUGGGUUGGAGAGAUCUUCUCCAAGGGCUUCCUCAACCGGGAGAGCUCAGGUAUACCCUCCUCCCUGGGGACCCGGGAAGCCCUGGUGCAGUAUGUCACGAUGGUGAUAUUCACCUGCUCAGCCAGGCACUCGGCUGUCAGUGCAGGGCAGUUUGACUCCUGUGCUUGGAUGCCCAACCUGCCACCCAGCAUGCAGCUGCCACCACCCACCUCCAAAAGCCAGGCAACACCUGAGAGCUUCAUCAACACCCUCCCACCCGUCAAUGCCACAUGUGAUGUCAUCAUUACUCUCUGGUUGCUGAGCAAGGAGCCUGGAGACCGAAGGCCCCUGGGCACCUACCCAGAUGAGCACUUCAUCGAGGAGGCCCCACGGCGGAGUAUCGCCACCUUCCAGAACCGCCUGGCCCAGAUCUCAAAGGACAUCCAGGAGCGGAACCGGGGCCUGGCACUGCCCUACACCUACCUGGACCCUCCUGUCAUCGAGAACAGCGUCUCCAUCUAA
Saimiri boliviensis boliviensis (Bolivian squirrel monkey) is the source of this 2034-nucleotide messenger RNA. RefSeq names its product arachidonate 15-lipoxygenase type B (gene ALOX15B). The record is from RefSeq and is a predicted model, not a curated record. Gene Ontology annotation, biological process: lipid oxidation. Gene Ontology annotation, molecular function: oxidoreductase activity, acting on single donors with incorporation of molecular oxygen, incorporation of two atoms of oxygen; iron ion binding; protein binding. NCBI's taxonomy places the organism in Eukaryota, Metazoa, Chordata, Mammalia, Primates, Cebidae.